GGUCCAGUUGUAGAGUGACCUGAGCAUUGUGGGGAAGGGGGGGAAGGAACGGAGAUGGACUUCGCCAAGGUCUUCUUCACUUCCGAAUAUUCCGCCGAUCUAUGAAGGCCGCCUCUUCUUCCCGAACUCGGUCGUCGCUAGAUUUGGCGUUCGUAGUCUCACGGCCGAGGGCGGUGGCGUUGUGACAAGCUGCGACCAGCUCUUGUGACAUUGAGAGAGAGAGAGAGAGAGAGGGGGAGAGGGAGAGAAAGAGAGAGGGCUUUCGAGAGAGAAAGCAAUAGGACCGUGGUCUUGUGACCUGCAUUGUUUGUUUACCGGAGGCGAAGUUCUGUCAACGAGAUAUAGCAACAUUUCGAUUGGUUUCGGGACCGAUGGUGGAGUGCGGAUCGAGCGAUUUUCACAGAACGCCACUGUAGUAGUCACGCGGCCAUCAAGAUUCAUCCAAAGAUAGUACUACUUAAAUCACACUGAAAACGACCGACUCUUUCUCCUACCUCAUCACUGUAGUACUACAUAAGCCACCGGCGCCCCGUAUGAGACCCAGCUGAGAAUAAACAACAACAGCAUCAGCAAUAAAAAUGACGACAACAUCAAUCAUGCCGUCCUACACCACCUUGCCAGAACCCGAACUGAACGUUUGGCUGCGCCUCUACAUCUACGGGAUCCAUGGAUUCCUGAUCGAGAUCUUCUUCACGGCCGCGUGGGAAUUCGCCCUCCACCAGGAUUGGGCUCUGACAGGUUGCACGAGCGUGUGGUCACUCUUCAUCUACGGCGUGGGAACUCUGGUCGGGGAGAAGUUCUACCGGCGGUUCCACGCGACGGUUCCCCUCCUCAUCCGCGGGUUGGUCUACGUCGCGUGGAUCUACCUGUGGGAAUACACGACAGGUCGCAUACUACGGAUGUACGACGCGUGCCCCUGGGACUACACGGAGCGGCGGUACAACGUACACGGCCUAAUCACCUUGGAGUACUUCCCUGCCUGGUACACGGCUUCCAUCCUCACCGAGCAGCUGAUCAUCCACAACGUCUUGUUUCUCUCCCUCUGCCCGCAAGACAGUCACAACAGAUUGAACCAGAAGGGCUAAAUGUUCAUGGAUUCUCCGGCAACCUAGGCUUAGGUCCUGUCUAGGCCUAACCCUACGGGUACAUGCUGGGAUAACCCCCUAGGGAAACGCAGCCCUUGAACAUUUUUUUUAAGUGUCGUUGUCCUACCGAUGUUAUGGUUCGUUGUUGAAGUUUUAACAGAAGUUUAGUUGCAGACAUUCCGUGAUUUUGAAGCUACAAGAUGAAGUGAUUUCGUUCUCUCUCUCUCUCUCUCUCUCUCUCUCUCUCUCUCUCUCUCUCUCUCUCUCUCUCUCUCUC
Molecule: messenger RNA, 1362 nt
Organism: Macrobrachium nipponense
Lineage: Eukaryota; Metazoa; Arthropoda; Malacostraca; Decapoda; Palaemonidae
Product: transmembrane protein 229B-like
Exons: 4
Coding region: 579-1085 (168 amino acids)
Source: RefSeq, a predicted model, not a curated record